Messenger RNA from Mycena indigotica, 348 nucleotides. Its product is annotated as Duf1909-domain-containing protein. The record is from RefSeq and is a predicted model, not a curated record. Lineage: Eukaryota; Fungi; Basidiomycota; Agaricomycetes; Agaricales; Mycenaceae. The coding region runs from base 121 to 348 and encodes 75 amino acids. The transcript is spliced from 5 exons.
GAAUGUGGAUGCCAUCGUGAAGCGUCGGUUCAAGGUCCGAGUCGCGAUUCGCAGCAUUUUAUAAAUCUUGCUCGAUCAAUCGUGACAACCCCAUUUGGACUCUUUCACCUCCACCACUCAAUGGGCAACGGUGCCAAGGCGGCACAGAAACGAGAGCGAAAUGCAGACAAGAAUGCGGCCAAGGGCAGCAAGUCUCAGGCAAAGGUGAAUGAGGCGGCCAAGUCAAUAAUCUGCGCUACCUGCAAACAGACAUUCCUGAUCACGACUCGAGCGCCUGCACUCGAACAGCAUGCAGUCGACAAACACAACAAAACGAUGGCGGAUUGCUUCCCUGGCGUCACCAAGUAG